GCCCGAACUGGAGUCAUGCGGUGCUGACUCUGGUGUCACAGAGCCGGGUGUUGUUGGUUGGAGUCCAGCAUGCUUCCUCCUGCCGCAUCAUAGCGUCACGCUCUUUCUGAUUCAGUUUCAUUCUGAUCAGACUCGGGUUGCCAGGGGUCCUCCUGCUGGAAGAAUGUCAUUUAAAACACCAGAUGAGGUUUUCGUCGGCUUCGGCAGAGAUCGGGAAUCACAAACGUCGGCAUUCAUACGUCCACUAUGCACUGUGUGAGCAGAGGAGGGGUCUGCCUAGUGAAGUCCUACUCGGAUCUUCAGGAGGACGACCUGUGCAAGAAGGAGAGCUACAGCGCCUGCUGGCUAAACGUGGUGCUGGAGACAAGACCUGAGUACAGGAUUACGCUGUCAGAGACCGACAGCGUUCGCAGAGAGAGUUACAAGCAGCAGCAGGUGGUCCACCUAAUGGUCCAGAGGAGCCCCAGCCAGACCCUGAAGCUGGGCAUAGAGGGGGGAGUCUUGAGAGAGUACCAGCUGCCGUUCUCCAGCAGGAGCAAAGCGCCGCAGCGAGCCUCCGGCACAGAACAACCCGUCAUUGAAGGAAAGGCAAAUCUCACAGCAGACCGAGAGGAAGCCCCUGCCACCACUGGGGACCUCUGCAAGCCGGUCAGAGAGAACUUCAGAGCCUCCAGGCUGAUGUCCUCUCCAAGAGAAGUGUCUGACCGGAAGCAGAGGAGGGAGUGAAGGAGGGAAAUGAGAUUAUAAGGAAUCUAAACAGUGCAACAUGCUAAUGUUAUUUACACAAAACUGGAAUUAUGACAGUAAUGACAAAGACGUCAGUAGGUCUCAUCUCAUGGGUUCGUAUUUAUAUCUGUUCAAUAGUGGAUUAAUAUUGUUGAAAUAAAACUCUAAAUCUGAACACAA
Messenger RNA from Poecilia latipinna (sailfin molly), 906 nucleotides. RefSeq names its product telethonin. Bases 247 to 726 code for a protein of 159 amino acids. The transcript is spliced from 3 exons. Gene Ontology annotation, biological process: cardiac myofibril assembly; detection of muscle stretch; skeletal muscle contraction. The record is from RefSeq and is a predicted model, not a curated record. Gene Ontology annotation, cellular component: Z disc. NCBI's taxonomy places the organism in Eukaryota, Metazoa, Chordata, Actinopteri, Cyprinodontiformes, Poeciliidae. Gene Ontology annotation, molecular function: protein-macromolecule adaptor activity; structural constituent of muscle; titin Z domain binding.